Messenger RNA from Lycium barbarum (goji berry), 617 nucleotides. RefSeq lists its product as uncharacterized. The transcript has 4 exons. Gene Ontology annotation, biological process: protein N-linked glycosylation. NCBI's taxonomy places the organism in Eukaryota, Viridiplantae, Streptophyta, Magnoliopsida, Solanales, Solanaceae. Bases 153 to 389 code for a protein of 78 amino acids. The record is from RefSeq and is a predicted model, not a curated record. Gene Ontology annotation, cellular component: membrane-bounded organelle.
AUUUGACCACAAUUUAAAUGAGCCUCCAAAUAGGCUACAUCAACAAAUUUUGACCCGACUACUUAAAAACACAGAUUCACACAGCCGUAGGAGAGACUUCCAAACAGUUUCUAAGUCCAUAUCUAAUUUGCUCUCAAAUUUCUUCAAACAAAAUGGCUCAAUCAGCAAAACCAAUUUCAAGUCCAGUACCUGAUGCAUGGUACCCAACCCUAGCUGUGUUUAUGCUUGCAAUUGGACUUGUUGUUACUGCUUCUUUCUUUAUCUAUGAAGCGACUUCGCCGAGGAAAUAUCGCAGUCUUGCAAAGGAGCUUGCAACUGGGACAGUGGCAUCUGUAUUCUUGGGUUUUGGAUCCUUGUUUCUGCUACUUGCUUCCGGAGUAUAUGUUUGAUCCAUCCACAUGGAUAAAGAUAGAAGUUUCUGCUACUGUUUCUACAUGAACAGUUUUGAGUACUGCAGUUGAUGUUAUAUGAUUUAUGAUUUAUGAUUGAUAAUAGUAUCUUGUAGAACUGAUCAUUAUCACCUAGUGCAGUCUGAGAAUUUAUAACUGAGUGGCAAGCAUUGGAGAACUAGUUGAAAAAUUUCUGAGGUACAAGAAAAUACUUCUUAUUACAGUUUA